CAGCUUUGACAAGAACACCAUUGGUGCUCUGCAAAAUCUUGGAAAAAGGUGCCCUCUUUAGCUUUUCAAUAUUUGUUAUCAAAUCUGUUAAAUUUCGAGUUAGUUACUUGAAUCUCAUGUUACAGAUUUGCUAUUUUCUUCGUCUUCCUAGAUUCUUGUGUAUCACUUUCCUUGUUUGUAAGCAGUCUCUAGUUAAAUUUGAAAUCUGGGGUUUAUAAGAUUGUUGAAUUGACCUCUGAUCUUGAAGCAUGUGAACACAAUUCUGAUUACAGACCCAAUGCUUUAGAUGGUAUAUUGAAUGGUUGAUUACACUUACUUGAUGACAUUGUAAAGAAUAUAAAGUCCCUUUUUAUGGUUGAAGAAGCAUUUGGGUUUUGGCCAUUCCUAGUUUAAAGUGUUGUAGGAAUCGAAUCGGGGUGCUUUCAAUCGAUGAAGGACUAAGAUCUUGGUUUUCUAUCGUAUUAGCUUAUUUGAUGUCUUUAAUUGGGGAAAAGAGCUUGGUUCUGUCAAGGUUGUUUUCGUGCCUGAUAGCUAUUUCGAUGCUUCUAUUAAUUUUUUCUACCCUUUUCUUGUUUCAGUUUAAUGAGAUUUCCUUGGUCCCCUCUGUUUUUAAUAUAAUCAAUAUUAAUAGCAGUUCAGUUUACUUUAGACCGAAUGUGAGAAGUGAGCAUAUUCAAAAACCUCCUCUUGCUUCACCUAUUUUGACUACUGAGCCCACCAGAAGCCAAGGGAUUUGCAAUGUGAAUCAUGCUGUUCUCAGAGUAUAUAUGUAUGAUUUGCCCCCUGAAUUUCACUUUGGGCUAAUGGGAUGGAGUAGAAGUGGGAAUCAAGUGUGGCCAGAUGUUCGUAAUCGUACUCAGAUACCUCAGUACCCUGGCGGGCUAAAUUUACAGCACAGUAUGGAGUACUGGCUAACUCUUGACCUUUUAUCGUCGAAUGCUCCAGAUGUAGUGAGACCAUGCACCGUAGUCAGAGUUCCAAAGCCAGAUCAAGCUGAUAUCAUGUUUGUGCCAUUUUUCUCCUCUCUUAGUUAUAACAGGUUCUCUAAGCUUCGAGGGGAAGAGACAGUUAGUGUAAACAAUGUCUUGCAAGAUAGAUUGGUGGAGUUUCUAGAGGGCCGGGAUGAAUGGAAACGGAAAAAGGGGAAAGAUCAUUUGAUUGUAAGUCACCAUCCGAAUAGCAUGUUAACUGCAAGAACAAAGCUAGGUUCUGCGAUGUUCAUUCUUGCUGACUUUGGAAGAUACCCUGUGGAGAUAGCAAACCUUAAUAAAGACGUUAUAGCUCCAUACAAACAUAUCAUAAAGACCACACCUGCUAGUAAGUCUUACACAUAUGAAGAUCGCCCUAUAUUGGUGUACUUUCAGGGAGCAAUUUAUAGGAAAGAUGGGGGAGCAGUACGCCAAGAAUUGUACUACCUUCUAAAAGAUGAGAAAGAUGUACACUUCACUUUUGGAAGCGUAGGAGCAAAUGGGGUCAGUCAAGCAGGCCGAGGAAUGGCUACAUCCAAAUUUUGCUUGAAUAUUGCUGGAGAUACCCCUUCCUCCAAUCGGUUAUUUGAUGCUAUUGCUACUCACUGUGUUCCUGUGAUAAUUAGCGAUGAUAUUGAGCUACCUUUUGAAGAUGUACUAGAUUACUCUACAUUCUGCAUAUUCGUUCGUGCAUCUGAUGCCCUCAAAAAGGAUUUCCUUUUGAAUCUUCUUAGGGGGAUCAAGCAAGACAGAUGGACCAAGAUGUGGGAGAAAUUAAAAGAAGUUGAGAAGCACUUUGAAUAUCAGUUUCCAUCAAGGCCUGGCGAUGCAGUUGAUAUGAUAUGGGGUGCAGUUUCACGUAAGCUUUCUUCAUACAAAAAUGAGAUUCACAGAAAGAACAGAUAUCACAAAUCUCAGCUCUAAUGGAGUCUUUGACAUAGAUGGUUGACAAUUAAAAUACUAGAGACCGAGGGAACAAAUAACCUCGUUUUAAGUUUUACAUCUUACAAAAAAUUUCCCAUA
Daucus carota subsp. sativus is the source of this 1991-nucleotide messenger RNA. Its product is annotated as probable arabinosyltransferase ARAD1. Lineage: Eukaryota; Viridiplantae; Streptophyta; Magnoliopsida; Apiales; Apiaceae. Gene Ontology annotation, molecular function: glycosyltransferase activity. The transcript has 2 exons. The record is from RefSeq and is a predicted model, not a curated record. Bases 474 to 1892 code for a protein of 472 amino acids.